Dendroctonus ponderosae (mountain pine beetle) is the source of this 1779-nucleotide messenger RNA. RefSeq names its product fez family zinc finger protein erm. The record is from RefSeq and is a predicted model, not a curated record. NCBI's taxonomy places the organism in Eukaryota, Metazoa, Arthropoda, Insecta, Coleoptera, Curculionidae. Bases 16 to 1116 code for a protein of 366 amino acids. The transcript has a single exon. Gene Ontology annotation, cellular component: nucleus.
CACAAAACACAAAGUAUGGCUUCAUCAGAGACGUCAACGAAAUUGUACAGCGAAAGCCAAGCAGCCGCUCCACCUCCUUCAAGGGCCCUCAACUUUUCUAUAGCCAAGAUAAUGGAACCAGACAGCAAACAGAAGAAGAAAGAGGCCGAAAAGGAUAAAAGUUUAGGCUUUCCGUACUCGUCAGCAUUUGAGUCCGCAUUUAAAAAAUAUGUGCCCAAUGUUCUUCGGUCGCCUGAACUGUUACAAAAUUACCCAUUAGUUUAUUACCAUCCGAGUCAGUUUAUGUUGGGUUCCCUAUACAACCCGACUUUGCAGGAGCCAAGUGGAAAUACCGCGUCGAUUCAACCUCCAGUACCAUUCGCCCCAAGCAAAACAGGGCCUUUGAAAACAUCAGCAAAAUCCGCUUCGAAUAACAAUAAUGCGACAACGCAAUCAAAUUCGACUGCGCUGCUCAGUCCUCCAAAACAAAAAAGCUUCGAGUGCGGAGAAUGUGGAAAAGUCUUCAAUGCGCAUUAUAAUCUAACGAGACACAUGCCGGUACAUACAGGCGCUCGGCCGUUUGUAUGCAAAAUUUGUGGAAAAGGGUUCAGACAAGCGUCAACUUUAUGUCGACAUAAAAUCAUCCACACUUCCGAAAAGCCUCACAAAUGCCACACUUGCGGAAAGGCUUUCAACAGAUCCUCAACCCUCAACACUCACGCACGAAUCCAUGCUGGCUACAAGCCGUUUGUUUGUGAGUUCUGCGGAAAAGGAUUCCACCAGAAAGGCAACUACAAGAACCACAAAUUGACCCACAGUGGCGAAAAGGCAUAUAAAUGUACAGUGUGUUCGAAGGCUUUCCACCAAGUCUACAACCUCACCUUCCACAUGCACACGCACAACGAUAAAAAACCCUUCACCUGCCGAGUUUGCGGCAAGGGUUUCUGCAGAAACUUCGACCUGAAAAAGCACAUGCGGAAGCUCCAUGAAAGCUCUGGAGCCAACUUGGAUCCUUCAGAUUACACCAACAUGCCACCUACAGGAUCAAAUGGUGCAAUCUACUCAGCUGAAAGGGAUAUUCAUCAUUUUAUUAGCCCAUUUAUGUCAGUUCCUGUCUAUACGUCCAAACUAUUGUGACCCCUGUACUAACUUGGCUUAAUUUCGUCAUCCUUCUGACGCUGUAGCAAUAUUUCCUUUUAAAAAUUAUGGAGCUUUACUAAGCUUCUCGAUUAAUGUCGUGAAUCAAAGAUACAACGACCAAUCAUUUUACAAUUAAUUGAAAGCGAUGCUUUAUAAAUAUGUACAUAUUGAAUAAGUUUAACCAAAUUAUGAAGAUACUUACACCACUUAAAGGUAUGUAUUAUUUUCACAAGAAAUUCUGUGUCCAUCUGCCGUGGUUAAAUAUUACUAAUUCUGCUAGAAGGUCGGACAAUCUUUCUUGUGGGGACUUCAUAUUACUUAUCUUUUAAUGUAUUUCUUCAAUAUCUACAUACAUUAAUAGGUUAUUUAAAUUGAAAUUUUAAAAACAGUUCUGUGAUUUUUUUGCUUUGAUGUGUGUGAAGAUUUGAGGGUUUGCACAACGAUGCAAUUUCCUCUGAUGUGGAAACGGUUGGGUCGAAACAGUUCAAAUUAAAAUAAACCACAUUCCUGUAAAUGCUUUUGGAUUAAUUUUGUAUAAUACUGUACUUGUGUAUUGUAGGCAUGUUUGCCAAUUUUUAAUCAAGCAAAUUUCAAAUGCCAUUUAUUUGAAAUAGGAAAUAUUGAUCUCUUAUGUUAUCGUGCAAUACUAAUUAGACGAAA